This is a messenger RNA of Schistosoma mattheei, 840 nucleotides long. The record is from the annotation of a GenBank genome assembly. Lineage: Eukaryota; Metazoa; Platyhelminthes; Trematoda; Strigeidida; Schistosomatidae.
AUGAUGGACGUGUUUUUACGAAAAGGUGAAUGGAAUUCUGCUAUUGCAGUUUCUUGGGAACUCUGCCUUCAGGAAUAUUUCAGCUUAGAGAAUGUUAGACCCCUUGUCCUUGCUACUUCACUUUUUUCAUGCAUGAAGUCAAUAGAACAUGAUUCGUACGUGGUCAAAGAAUCUGAACCGGCGGAUGACAAAGAGAUUGAGCAAAAAUUGGUUCCUUAUGUUAGAAACCCAAGCUAUGAUAACUUUUUCGAUAUAAAGCACCCAAAGUUGAAGACUGGUUAUACGCUCUUGCAUUUGUCUCAUGUACUAGACAGUCGAUGCUCACUUUUUCAAACUACCCCAGUAUGGAAUAGCCUAUCUAAAUAUGUGGAUAGUUUUCGUUUAAUGAUGAGAAUUUUUGGACUUGCUCUUUCUGAACAGUGCGACAAAUUAUUAGUUGAACUGAGAAAAAUUGAUGAUUCAGCAAUACAGUUAGGAGGAUUCGAUACUAUUGUGACGGAAAAGUUAAUAAGGAUUGUUGAUACUUGUGAAACCCGAUCCGAUGACUCGUCUCUAAAGCCAGGAGAACCGCAGCUUCCAAGCGUAUCAGAUGUAAAAUCAGUGCAGAAUGAACUUGUGCGUAUUCAGGGUGGAUCACAAUGUACCACACCAAACUUUUUUAAAUUGGCCGAAGAGUUUAUCUUCAAUGGAGUAAUUAAUAACUCAGACUGUAUAAAGCAGGAAUUAGAGGCAGUUUCUGACUUGUAUAGUAAAUUUGAUGAAGAACGCAGAAAAGAAUACACUGAAGCUGUCAAAAUGCAAAAAUCUGAAAAAGUUGUUAAAAAACCAAAGAAAAGCUAA